CGGACCGGCCACUGAUUUUCGCGCGGAUUUUCAGCUGCCCGACGACUAUCUCACUCCGUGGUUCGCCGUCGCCCCCCUGCUUCCGUCGCCCGCUCCACUCCUUCCGUCGUUCCCGCCGUCACGGCGCGACGUAACGUCACGUCGCGCUGUCAAAAGACUUCGAUGGGAACGGAUGGCGACGAAUGGAGCGACGCUCCAUUCCUUUCCAACUCUCCAUUGACCGGCAUCGGUGAAACGUCUCUCCCGGCGAAAUCGGGUUUCGCGACGCGACGUGCAGGCGGUGGGCCGCAUGUAAAUCGAUAUACGGCUCACUGAUGUGAGCGUGUGUGCGUGUUUGUGUGCGCGCGUUUGUACACGUAUGUGCUUCUACGUGCCAACGGAAAUAUCACGGCGCGCGUGGGUGCCGUGCGAUUUAAAUGUGUGUAUGUAACGUGUAUGCGCGCGCGCGCGCACGUGUUUGACGCACACAGAUGCGCCUCUGGAACGCCCCUUUUUAUGAAACGAUCGAACUUCUUUCCCGCGCGAUCUUACCCGGCGCGAAACGUCCCGCUCGUUGAUGCGAGACAUCUCGACCAUUCGAAACCGUCUAGCGACUCGCGACUCCUUCGUUUCGUCUUCCGAAGCUUCCGCGUCCUGCGGUACUUGGACAGAUCCGAAAUCGCUCAGGACACUUAACAACUUCGUUGAAAUGUGGCUGAGAAGCGAGCGGAUUAGCAGGAGAUUGCGUGGCCGUUUAAGUUUAAGCGGUGUAACGGCGUCAAAGACAACCGGGCAUCGAACGCAAGUUGCCACAGCGAGAAAAGUACAACAUAUUAGUAAUAGUAGUCGAGUAAUAACGUCAAAUAAAUGCAGCCGGUUGAGUCAGUGGCGACGUAGAUCGUCCAGUUUUCUAAAAGAAGCUUGUAAAGAAAAUGUUUUACACUUUGCCAAAUCUACGCCUAUUAGACGGGAAAGAGGACCUCGUAGAAGAAAAUGCAUAAAACGUUCAAUGGUUACGUCGACUCCUUUGCAUCGUCCUUCACCAAUAGACGCAGUUAUUUCUGCUAAAAUCGCGUCGCCAUCUAAAGUUUCGGAGGAGUCCAAGGAAAAUUGGAAUGGUGGAUCCACUCUGCCUCUCUACUCACCAGUAACGAAUGCGGACUCACGUAGUUCGAUGAUACCGCCGGUACAUGACUCGAAAUCUUCCAUACCCAGUGUAUCGUCGCUCACAUGUCUAAUGCCUCCGGUAUCCAUAGGCUCACAAUCAGAUCUCACGUGCUUGCUUGACGAUGAAGAAAACAAGAACAAUGAUACUACACUACCAUUGUCAUUACAACACUACUCCUCCUUAUACGCGCAUGCCGAAACGUCUGCGGAAUACUACAGUUUGAUGCACUCAACGUCGAUAUACAACGUUCGUACCGCGUAUAACUCGUCCGAUAAAAACUUCUCAAACGGCGGAAAGUAUUCGCUAAUCGAUAACAAUGAAAACCGCAGUGAUCUCCCAAAAGAUCAAUAUGCUAUUGAAACAGACCCAACAAAAUAUGAAACAACUGCUGGAUAUCCCAGUACAAAAUACAGUAUACCAGCAAGUAUGUACAAUAUAAAUCCUCAUCAUCCAUCCGAUACGAAUGGCAAUCUUAGUGACAAAUAUGAUUCCGAGGACGUCGACAGUCGUUAUCACGAGGUUGAAUACAUGGAGGUGGGUAACGAGGAGAUAGUAGAAUCUUGCGAUGUAGAGAACAUGGUUACUCAAGUUCAGGAGGAUUGGGAGCCGUUCGAUCCUUACGUCUUCAUCAAGCACUUGCCGCCUCUUACGCCGGCGAUGAGAGCAAGAUGCCCGGCUCUGCCACUCAAAACACGGAGCAGUCCGGAAUUCAGUUUGGUCCUGGACUUGGAUGAGACAUUGGUUCACUGCAGUUUGCAAGAACUAUCCGACGCGGCGUUUCGCUUCCCAGUAGUCUUUCAAGACGUAACGUAUACAGUAUUCGUCAGAACGCGACCAUAUUUUCGCGAAUUUCUUGAACACGUCUCGUCGCUCUACGAGGUGAUUCUGUUCACGGCGAGCAAGCGGGUGUACGCCAACAAACUGAUGAAUUUGCUCGAUCCAACCCGGAAGCUGAUAAAGUAUCGUCUGUUCAGGGAACAUUGCGUCUGCGUUAAUGGGAAUUACAUAAAGGAUUUGUCCAUCUUAGGCAGGGAUCUAUCUAAAACGGUUAUUAUUGACAACAGUCCACAGGCAUUUGGAUAUCAGUUAGAAAAUGGUAUACCCAUAGAAAGUUGGUUUGCCGAUCGUUCGGAUAACGAGCUAAUGAAGUUAUUACCAUUUCUGGAAAAUUUGGUAAACUGGGGAGGUGAUGUAAGGCCGCGCAUUAGAGAACAGUUUCGACUAUUCAGCUUUCUACCGCCGGAUUAAUUUAAAUAGCGUACACAAAAUUUUAAGGUUGCCGAGGUAUCUUACCCAACAAAAGAAAAAUACAAAAUAUCUUAAAGAUACUAAAUAGAUAAACAAUAGUUAUUCCGUGACGCGUAGCAUAAGUCGCUAUAAUAUAACACUUUACAAUGUUUCACAAAUGAAUAUGCCUGUUGGUAUAUAUAUAGAUGAAAUUAAAUACUUCUAGAUCUUUGGAAUUACUGUUCCUGAUUCAUUGUUCGUAAAAACGAGUAUCUGUGAACGAAAUUGUUGCAUACACAUGUGCGAUUUUGUUAGUAUAUUCGUUUUAGACUUGAAGUCUGAAGUUAAAAAAAGAAAUAAUCAAAUGUCAUGAAAAAAAUAUCAGUGAACAUAAUAGCUUUGUGAUUUACUGUAUAGUUUCUAUUAAUACUUCCAAAUGAAUACAAAGUCUCUCCAUGACGUGAUUAUAUGACUUCUGUAUAUAUUAGAUAUCGUAUAUCUUGCGUAAAAAAUAUUAUUUCACAAUUUAUUAUCGUAAUACAAUACUUAAGAGCAUUAUCUAUAUGAUUGGUACCUCAUUUUUCUUUCUGUCUUACCAGUAAAAUAUACGAUCUCAAUUUGUUUAUUGUGCUAGAGUUUCUAAAAAUAAUUUUUGACAUUUUAUUUCAAUUAUAUUUUAGCGAGCUCUCCUGAUUCUGUUAUAUUCCAAUUAUGAAUCAUCAUUGCUUAUCAUUAAAGCAAUUUUCUUUUUAAAUACCUACAUCUAGAUUGCAAUUCUUGAAAGUUCUUGAAAAGAAUAUAUAUAUAUAUAUAUAUAUAUAUAUAUAUAUAUAUAAUUUACACACAUACACACGAAGAUGUUAAGAAUAUCUGUCAAUAAUUAUAUAAUUAUACGCAUCAUAUAAUUAUAUAAUUAUACACGAUUACAUGUGCUACAUUAUAAAUUUGUGUAUAAUUCAUAGCAUAAGGAGCAUAGACCGAUAUUAGUAUCAAAAGGAACAGAGUUAGCAGCAUAAUGUAACAGAAGGCAUCGCAGAAAUCUUACAUCUCGUAGCGUUUAUCAUAGUUUAAGAUUAUACUCACAUUAUGCACAAACACAUAAUAAUAAAGCAAAUCCGAUUGUUAUUCAUGAAA
Messenger RNA from Solenopsis invicta (red fire ant), 3508 nucleotides. RefSeq names its product CTD small phosphatase-like protein 2. Bases 557 to 2395 code for a protein of 612 amino acids. The record is from RefSeq and is a predicted model, not a curated record. The transcript is spliced from 8 exons. Gene Ontology annotation, molecular function: phosphoprotein phosphatase activity. Lineage: Eukaryota; Metazoa; Arthropoda; Insecta; Hymenoptera; Formicidae.